CGGCGGAGCAUGUGUGUGCAGCUGAGGCUGCUGCCCGCCCGGGACGCGGCGGAGAGUGCAUGCCUCUCCCGGGACAGACCGUGAAGCCGGAGAGGACGUGGCGGCGGCGGAGGAGGGGAAGAGCAGCGGGAGGCAGGCUGGGCAUCCCUCUCGGGGGCUGGAGGGCCCCGGCUUGGCCGGGGUUAUUAUGGCAUCGCUUGCGGACCGAAUGCGAGGCAACGGGCGCAUCGCCGCUGGGCUCCUGCUCAACCUCCUGGUGUCCAUCUGCAUCGUGUUCCUCAACAAAUGGAUCUAUGUGCACCACGGCUUCCCUAACAUGAGCCUGACCCUGGUGCACUUCGUGGUCACCUGGCUGGGCUUGUACAUCUGCCAGAAGCUGGACAUCUUUGCCCCCAAAAGUCUACCGCCUUCCAAACUCCUCCUCCUGGCCCUCAGCUUCUGUGGCUUCGUGGUCUUCACCAAUCUCUCUCUGCAGAAUAACACCAUAGGCACCUAUCAGCUGGCCAAGGCCAUGACCACGCCGGUCAUCAUAGUCAUCCAGACCCUCUGCUAUAAGAAAACCUUCUCUACCAAAAUACAGCUCACGCUGAUUCCUAUAACCUUAGGUGUAAUCCUAAAUUCUUAUUACGAUGUGAAGUUUAAUUUCCUUGGAAUGGUGUUUGCUGCUCUUGGUGUUUUAGUUACAUCCCUUUAUCAAGUGUGGGUAGGAGCCAAGCAGCAUGAAUUGCAAGUGAACUCCAUGCAGCUCUUGUAUUACCAGGCCCCCAUGUCCUCCGCCAUGUUGCUGGUCGCUGUGCCCUUCUUUGAGCCAGUGUUCGGAGAAGGAGGAAUAUUUGGCCCCUGGUCACUGUCCGCAUUGCUUAUGGUGCUGCUCUCUGGAGUAAUAGCUUUCAUGGUGAACUUAUCGAUUUAUUGGAUCAUUGGGAACACGUCACCAGUCACCUAUAACAUGUUUGGACACUUCAAGUUCUGCAUUACUUUAUUUGGAGGCUAUGUUUUAUUUAAGGAUCCAUUGUCAAUUAAUCAGGGUCUUGGCAUGUUAUGCACAUUAUUUGGCAUUCUCGCCUAUACCCAUUUUAAACUCAGUGAACAGGAAGGAAGUAAGAGUAAACUGGUACAGCGUCCGUAAUUAGGUUUUGGUGGAGAAGAGAAAGUCACCGCAGGAAGAUUAAAAAAAAAUGUUAAUUAAGUGUGCAAGUUACUUUCAUAGAAGAGGAAAAAUUUGUAUCGCAAAAUUCACUGAAUGAUGGUUUGCAAGAAGUAACACAAAGGAAAUUCUAUUCAUAAAUAGGACUUUCUCUUUUAGAAUACCUCUAAGACCAUGGCUCAUGCUUCUUUUCCAGGACUGAUUAUAUGAAGUCUGUCGGAUGAUUUGAUUAUACCAAAUGAAAUUAAAGUUCUAUAAUAGGGACAGAGGGGUCCAGAUCACCACACUACACAUGUGUCGUGGUUUCUAAGUGUUCAGACCCUUCUAAGGAAGGACAGCGAGGACUCCUCUGCUUACUCCUAGGUGGCCCCCAGUGUGAGCUCUUUUAUAAUUUCAGCCAAAGUGUUCAAGUCAGAAUUUAAAUCUAGCAUUUCUAUUUUAGUUCGUCUAAUGUAACUUCCUGCUUAUUUCGCUAACAGGAAUGAAAUAGCAUUUAUAGAAAGCAAAGUGUCGGAAAGAAGCCCAUUAAGACAAAAUCCAAAUCUAAAAGUACCAUUUUUUCAGAGAAAAUGGAUAGGAGAAGUUACACGUUAUCCAGAAAACUGCAGUUGCUGUAGCUAUUCUCUUGUUUCUGAGCUCUCAGUGAACUCUAGAAACUGUAUAGGAUGUUAAAAAACAGAACAGCUCCAUGUUUAAAUGGCCUGAAGAGGAGACGGUGGAUGGAACUGAGCAAGUGUCUUAUCCUGUUUGUUCUCUUGGCCUCUUUGAGCCUUUCCUUUUGGUAACUUCUUGCUAUCACCUCCAUGCUGUCACCCUGCCUUCCACGUUGGAGGCCGGCAUGGAGCUUUCUCUGACACUGAAAGCUUUGUAGUGAAUUCUCUUUCUAAGAUGGCUGAGGAAAAUUGUCAUGCCACAAGUCAGGGCAAAUACUAUUCAAACAUUAAGCAGAAACGUGGUGAAAAUAUGUGGAAAGCUUUUAAAGAGCAGUAGAAAAAUAGUCAAUAUUUAACCAGUUCCAUUAGUUAUUAAGGGGAUAAUUUUUUAAAAUUAGCUUACAAGGGAAAUACAGGGUUUUGACCGAAGGCAAUGUAGUGCCACACAUUUCCUUGCAAAAUGUGUUUCUGCCUUCCAGCUUCUUCACAGUUGAGCAUUAAAAGCUGUUGUUGGUAACUUCUCACAAUAAGUUGACUGCAACAGUCCCUCUUGUAAUAAAUAACUCUUUUAAAAUUGUUACAUAUACCUUUUAGGAUUUUUUUUCCCCUGGCCUGUUUGAAAUGAAAAACCUCACUGAAAAUCUGUUUUGACAGAAUUUCAAUGUAUCGGUCAAUUGUCAAGUGACUAGUGUGUGUGAUUUUCUGUUUUUGUUUUAAAUAUUCUUUGAUUCUUCUCAGUUUCUAAAGAUAUGCUUUAUUGUGCUAAGAACUAUGAAGCUAUCUUUCUUACCAGAUGAGCCUCAGGCAUUAUGUUUGUCUAAGAAAUGUUCUCUGGAUGUGUUUAAAUUAACAUAUAAUUAUUUCCGCAAAGCUGGAGAAAAGUAUUUCCGUGCAGCAAAGAUUACGUGACUUCUGCAUAUGAACAACUGAGUUGAUUUGUGCUAUGCGGAAAUUCUUUUUAACUGUAAAUACUUGGGGGGGUAUAAUCAUAUUGGGGAGGGUUAUAAUAAAUGACUGAUGUCAGUAGGAAGGCAAUAAAAAGGUUAGAGUAAGAUCGGGUCAGGGUAUGUGUAUAUAUAAAUGAAUAAAAUUCCUACCACUGGAACUGGAGUCUCAUCAACAGUGUUUGCCCUGAAGAUGAUCUUCCCAUUGAAAAGGAAAUUCCUGGAGGAAUAACUGGGCGCAGCCACAGAAACUGUGCUGUGGAUGAACCCUCACUGUCCUUUUGUUACAGAUGUAACUGUACUUGUUUUUAAUUCUGUGUUAAAUGGCCGAACUUCAGUUUUUACCUGUUACAAAUAAAGAGAACCUGUUAUUUUUACUUUCA
Enhydra lutris kenyoni (northern sea otter) is the source of this 3127-nucleotide messenger RNA. Its product is annotated as solute carrier family 35 member E3. The coding region runs from base 188 to 1129 and encodes 313 amino acids. Gene Ontology annotation, molecular function: nucleotide-sugar transmembrane transporter activity; antiporter activity. Lineage: Eukaryota; Metazoa; Chordata; Mammalia; Carnivora; Mustelidae. Gene Ontology annotation, cellular component: Golgi apparatus. The transcript is spliced from 5 exons. The record is from RefSeq and is a predicted model, not a curated record.